Ilex paraguariensis (yerba mate) is the source of this 1318-nucleotide messenger RNA. The record is from the annotation of a GenBank genome assembly. Lineage: Eukaryota; Viridiplantae; Streptophyta; Magnoliopsida; Aquifoliales; Aquifoliaceae.
AUGGGCUGCAUACACAGCAAAAAGCCUGAAAAUAGUACUCAGCCACCUCCCGAAAAGAGAUCCCAUUCACAUUCACAAAUCAAACUUGAUCUGACCUCAUACAAGGCCGCCUGUAGAGCCGAUCCAGACCUUGAAUCUGUAAACUCGAAGCUCCAGCAAGGAGUCACCCGAGUUAUCAACAUUCUCGCCGCCGACGCCCAGAUUCGAUCACUUUCCUUAAACUCUCUCCGAGAAGUCCCCGGUUGUCUCCUCGAAAGUAACGAAGUGGUGAAUGCAGUUCUAGAGCACACGAACGAAAUUUGGGAAAACCCAGAACUGUCUGAUCUAGUCAAUGACUAUUUCGAGAUCAGUCGUAAUACUGUAGAUUUGUGUCUCUCUCUUGAAAAAUGCCUCGAACGAGCCCGCGACAGGCAGGCCAUUGUUCAAACCGCGUUAAACCUAUUUGAUGAAGAACACAGAGAAGAGUUUAGUCAUGGUGAAAAGACCUCGUAUUCAAAGACUUUACAAGAAUUCAAGAAGUUUAAGGUGGCCGGUGACCCAUUUGAUGAUGAGUUUUUCUCGUCGUUUGAAUCGGUUUACCGACGACAAUGGGAAUUGCUACACAAAUUGCAAGUUCAAAAAGAUAAACUCGGUGCAAAAUUGGCAUCAAAGAAGACAUGGAGGAAGGUGUCAAAUGUGCUAUUUGGGGUCACUUUUGUUUCGGUGCUGAUUUGCUCUGUGGUGGCGGCGGCCAUGACGGCCCCACCCGUGGUGACGGCGUUGGCCGCCGGGGCAUCUGCAUCAUUGGUUUCAACGGGUAAAUGGCUGGAUUCGACUUGGACAGAUUGCGUGAAUAUAAUCGAAGAACAAAGAGGGAUAAUCACGUCGAUGCAUGAUCAGACUAAGUUCUAUGCGAUUGAAGAGUUGAAAACCAUUGGGCUGCUUGUGGAUAAGUUGGAAAAAGAGAUGCAAUCGUUGUCGGAAGAGAUUGAUCUGGGUUUGAAAAAGGAGAAGGCUGUGAUGGUGGUGGUUUAUGAGAUAAGGAAGAAGAUAGAUGUGUUUAUGCCAGCCGUUGGUGAGUUGAGAAAGCGCACUGCCGAGUGUGGACAACAAAUUAAAGAAGCUACGAAGAAGAUAAUUGAUAAAAUUAGCCAGACUCCCAAGCGUAGCAGCUGUUGUACCACUUUGGAAUGCUUUACUUAGUCGUCUUGCUCGUCGAGGCCAAGUCGAGAGCAGAAAAACGAUAAAAUCUGAAAUAAAACUUAGGGGAAGAAUACUUUUAGAUUGUCAUGUUUUAUAUAUUUUGUUUUGGUUCAACGGUUACGAUAUUUAAUGUCAG